Molecule: messenger RNA, 2107 nt
Organism: Agrilus planipennis (emerald ash borer)
Lineage: Eukaryota; Metazoa; Arthropoda; Insecta; Coleoptera; Buprestidae
Product: synaptic vesicle 2-related protein
Exons: 13
Coding region: 461-2035 (524 amino acids)
Biological process (GO): transmembrane transport
Cellular component (GO): membrane
Molecular function (GO): transmembrane transporter activity
Source: RefSeq, a predicted model, not a curated record
UAUUUUACCAAUUUAAUAUUCAACCGACAUGUUAAUAUAGUUUAUAAGGUUUCUAAGAUAUAUCAUAAAUAGGGAGGUGAAUGAACUGGUACUUUAUGUCCUCGAAAGGUACUGUGCCAUUAGGCUAGUGCUCAUAUGAAAUAGAGAGAGGGUCAUCAGUAUGUGAUGGCGUAUUAUGGUUUUAAUAAAAGGCCCUAACACAAGCUCUUUGAUAAGCCCCCCCCUCCAUCUCAUAUGAAUCUGUGUCUUGCUCUCACGCUCGGUUAAAAGUCGGUCUUUUCGGCUCUAAUUACUAGACUAUCGUGAUCUUCGGCGAUGGGCCCUUGACCUUCGUUCUCCUACGAUCAUAGAUCGCUACGCUACGCCACUGCAUAGAUAUACCCAUCACAAAAAUCCUGGAAGGUAUCCAUAUACUGUUUUCUUAUACAUAAAGUGAUAAUACUGACGUACCUAUUUAAAAAUGCAAAACGUGGUAAGAAGAUCAAAAGGAUACCAAGACAUUGAAGGCUCUUCAUCGCCCGGUACAUUAAACAAAAGUACAACUUUGCCUGAUCCAGACUCUCAUGCUACUGAUGAAAUAGAAAUGGCUUCAGUUACUGUUGUUCCAGAUGAUACCUUUACUGUUACUCAGGCAGUAAAUGCUUUGGGAUUUGGGUGGUUUCAAGUAAAAUUAUCCUUAUGGACAGGUCUAUGUUGGAUGGCAGAUAGCAUGGAAAUGACUAUUCUUUCAAUUCUUUCCCCAGCAUUACAUUGUUACUGGCGUAUAACAAGAUACCAAGAAGCACUGACUACUACAGUAGUUUUUUUGGGAAUGAUGUUGUCAUCAACCUUUUGGGGAAAUUUGAGUGAUAGAUAUGGCCGCAAAUAUGCAUUAACAUUGUGUGCAAUUUUGUUGUUCUAUUACGGACUGUUAAGUGCCCUAGCUCCCAGUUUUAUGUGGAUCUUACUUCUGAGAGGAUUAGUUGGAUUUGCCAUAGGGUGUACACCCCAGUCUGUUACGUUAUAUGCAGAAUUUUUACCUACUAAACAAAGAGCUAAAUGUGUUGUUUUGCUUGAUUGUUUUUGGGCGCUUGGAGCCUGUUUUGAAGUCGUUUUAGCUUUAGUAGUUAUGCCUACACUAGGCUGGAAGUGGCUUUUAGCGCUGUCUACAGGGCCUUUGCUAAUCUUUAUGCUCAUAUGUCCAUGGUUGCCUGAGUCAGCUCGAUUCCACAUUGCUAGUGGGCAAACAGAUAAAGCUCUUGCGACAAUUGAAAAGAUCGCAAGUGAUAAUGGUAAACCAAUGCUUUUGGGACGUCUUGUUGUAGAUGACACUCAGGCCCAACUGCCCCACAGGGGCCGUUUCAAAGAUUUGUUAAUUCCGUCCUUGAGAAUGACCUCACUUCUCCUGUGGUUCAUAUGGAUGGCUUGUGCGUUUUGUUAUUAUGGUUUAGUAUUAAUGUCUACUGAAUUAUUUGAACCUUCUUCAAACGCGUGUAUAGAAAAGAUCGACUCUCGACCUCCAAUAAAUGAAGAAAAUUGUGCUGCUAAUUGUAAGCAGUUACAAACUACUGAUUAUAUUGAUUUGCUUUGGACUACACUUGCUGAAUUUCCUGGAAUUUUCGUUACAAUUUUUAUUAUAGAACGAUUUGGUAGAAAGAGGACUAUGGCAGUACAAUUUGUCGUAUACGCUGUUUGUUGUUUGUUUCUUCUCAUUUGCCCACAAAGACGCAGUGCCUUAACUUUGGUACUAUUUUUCGCUCGAGGAAUUAUAGCUGGAGUGUUCCAAGCUGCUUAUGUGUACACCCCAGAGGUAUAUCCUACAUCAUUAAGGUCUGUGGGGGUGGGUUCUUGCAGUGCAAUGGCAAGAUUUGGUGCAAUGGUUACGCCUUAUGUAGCUCAGGUGCUUUUAAAGACUUCCGUGAUAUUUUCUGUCGCUCUUUAUGCAACAGGGGCCUUAUUAGCUGCUUUAGCAUGUAUCUUAUUACCGUUAGAAACGACUGGAAAAGAAUUGACUGAUAACAUUGACCAACAAACUUCUCAGCCAACUAAAGACUAAUUUCUUUAUUUCUAACGACAAGUAUUAAUUAAACAAGGCUGUUAAUUUUAAUACGUACUUAAAUAUUGUAUU